AUGGCGAAAGAGGCACUGGCGAGUAGCAAUGGGAGUGCUCAUGGUGUGCCCUCCCGCAAAAUGCGUGCGGAGCCCGACGAGAACAUCUUCAUGUUUGUUCCAAACCUAAUUGGAUACUUCCGCAUCGUCCUAGCAGUCGCAUCCCUCUACUACAUGCCCCUCCACCCGCGUACCUGCUCGCUAUUGUACAGCAUAUCCUGUCUUCUCGACGCACUUGACGGAGUGGCGGCACGCAAAUUCCAGCAGUCGACCAAGUUUGGCGCCGUGCUAGACAUGGUGACGGACCGUUGCACAACCGCUUGCUUGCUCGUCUUCCUGGCCUCCGCUUUCCCAAGGUGGUCCCUUGUAUUCCAGGGCCUAAUCAGCUUGGACCUGGCGAGCCACUACAUGCACAUGUAUGCGACAUUGACGAUGGGCGGCAGUGGGCAAAGUCACAAAAAGGUCGACGAGAGCCGCAGCUGGAUUCUGAAGCAAUAUUACUCCAACAAUAAAGUUCUAUUCACCUUCUGCGCUUUGAAUGAACUGUUCUUCAUCGCGCUCUAUUUACUUUCCUUUUCCUCGCCGACCCUUUCGCCCUCCCUCUUACAGCCGUCGCCUUCGUCGCUGCAACCAGGGAGCCCCGCUGCGCCAAAGCCGAGCCUACUGUUCACGAGCCCUUGGUCGGCAGGUGCUAUGGAGAUGGCCCGGGCCAACAAGAUGGACAGCACGGUCCCUUGGAUCCUCGCGGCCAUCUCCUUCCCAGUCAUGGCGGGCAAGCAAUUCAUCAACGUUGUGCAGCUUGUCAAGGCGAGCAGAUGGCUUGCUGAAGGUGACAUCGCGGAACGCAAGCGGCUUGGAUUACCGAAGAAGAAGAACUAG
Molecule: messenger RNA, 858 nt
Organism: Coniosporium apollinis CBS 100218
Lineage: Eukaryota; Fungi; Ascomycota; Dothideomycetes
Product: CDP-diacylglycerol-inositol 3-phosphatidyltransferase
Exons: 4
Coding region: 1-858 (285 amino acids)
Biological process (GO): phosphatidylinositol biosynthetic process
Cellular component (GO): membrane; Golgi apparatus
Molecular function (GO): CDP-diacylglycerol-inositol 3-phosphatidyltransferase activity
Source: RefSeq, a predicted model, not a curated record